AGCCGUUGUUUCACUCUGCCGAGGCAAAGCCUUGGACCAUCAGCUCAUUCACAUUCCACCGGCCUCAAAUCAAAAUGAAGGCCUCAACCUCAGCAUCAGAAGAUGGACUGAUUACGGCUGGACCAUAUGGAUCUUCUACUGGAAAACAAUGGGAAGAUCGUGAUGGCAUAGAUAGAAUUGCACAAAUCUUCAUUUCUUAUGGAGAAUCUACUAUCAAAUCUCUACAAUUCAAUUACCUGAAGAAUGGAAACCUUCACUUGUCCGAAAGAUAUGGCGGAUCUGGUGGAGUAAAUUUCAAGACGAUUGAUUUUGAUCUUGAGUCGUCGGAGUAUAUUACUUGGGUCAGCGGACGUCAUCAUCGAUGCUAUGGUUUGGUGUCACUCACAAUCGGAACCAAUAAAUCCAAGUAUGGACCCUUUGGUGGAAAGUGAAUUGGGGAUUCCAAUUUCUAUAUUGGAACAGGAAAGAAUGAUACUUUUGCAGGGUUUCAUGGAUACCAUACCAAAAAGAAGAUCUGCUCAAUUGGAGUUUAUUUUAGACAUUUAACCACAGUUAAAGAACAACAAAUAGAUUUACAAAUUUGUGAUUGAUCAUGUCCGGCCAAUAAGGAAAGCAUGAGGAAACAAAAGAUGCAUGAGAUUGGCUGCAUGGAAAGUAAAGUACAUUGUAAGUUUAAUAUACACUACUCUAGUGAAGCAAAGUAAGUUAAUUUCUGAAUGAAAAACAUAUAAGCUCACUACGCAGAUGCAGGUUCCACUUAAACUCAAUAAAGUUCAUUG
Messenger RNA from Nelumbo nucifera (sacred lotus), 779 nucleotides. NCBI's taxonomy places the organism in Eukaryota, Viridiplantae, Streptophyta, Magnoliopsida, Proteales, Nelumbonaceae. The record is from RefSeq and is a predicted model, not a curated record.